AUGACUUCAAUCAUCUGCAAGCUCCCACUACCAAUCAUUUCCUCAAAAACAUCACCAUCAUCUUCUUCUUCGUCUCCUUCUAACCCCAACUCCUCAAAGAAGUCGUCAGUGAAAUUGACAAGAGAGGACUGGAGGCAACGCUCCAAACCCAUUCCACCAGGUGGCACUUAUCCAGCAAAAGACCACUGCAGUCGAUGUGGGUUAUGUGAUACUUACUACAUAGCCCAUGUCAAGAAUGCUUGCGCUUUUCUAGGUGAUGGAAUGUCUAAAAUUGAAGAUUUGGAACCUGCAGUCCACGGUAGAGGGAGAAAGGUAGACUCUUUUGAUGAGACAUACUUUGGGGUCCAUGAGGAGAUAUUGUAUGCUCGUAAAACAAAGCCUGUUGAAGGAGCUCAAUGGACUGGAAUAGUGACUACUAUUGCAAUUGAAAUGCUGAAAGCUGACUUGGUUGAGGCUGUUAUAUGUGUACAGAGUGAUCCAGAGGACAGACUCUCUCCAAGGCCUGUCUUAGCCAGGACACCCGAAGAAGUUCUAGCUGCAAAAGGGGUCAAGCCGACACUUUCUCCUAAUCUGAAUACCCUUGCACUGGUUGAGCUUGAGCAAACACGAGCAAUGAAACAAAAAUGGGACUACAUGGAAAAGGUAGGAACUAUAGAAACCAUACAAGGUGCUGCUGGUGUCAAGCGUCUUCUUUUCUGUGGUGUGGGUUGCCAAGUUCAAGCAUUAAGGUCUGUGGAGCGGCAUUUGAACUUGGACAAGCUUUAUGUGCUGGGCACCAACUGUGUGGAUAAUGGAACUCGAGAAGGACUUGAUAAGUUUCUAAAGGCUGCUAGUGAUAAACCAGAAACUGUUCUUCAUUACGAGUUUAUGCAAGACUACAAGGUCCAUUUGAAACACUUGGAUGGCCGCAUUGAAGAGGUUCCUUAUUUCUGUCUGCCAGCAAACGAUUUAGUUGAUGUUAUUGCACCAUCUUGCUAUAGCUGCUUUGACUACACAAAUGCUUUAGCGGAUUUGGUGGUUGGAUACAUGGGUGUGCCGAAGUACCCUGGGGUCAGCAUGACACAACAUCCACAAUAUGUUACAGUAAGAAAUGAACAAGGAAGAGAAAUGAUUGGUUUGGUAAGAGACCUGUUGGAGGUUACUCCAACAAUCAAUAGGGGUGCUCGCAGACCAUUUGUUAUGGAGACUGUUAAGGCUGAUGACAAUGCGAAGUUGGGAAAGGGUCCUUCUCAACCUGCCCCAAAGUUCAUUGGAAAUUUUAUAGCGUUUUUACUAAACUUGGUUGGUCCGAAGGGUCUGGAAUUUGCUCGUUAUUCACUAGACUACCAUACCAUCAGAAACUAUUUGUACACAAAUCGUACUUGGGGAAAAGAUAGAGCUGACAGGCACACACCUUCAUAUGCGAAGAAAAUAGUGGAAUCUUACAAUCAGAAUGGUCAGAUUGAUCUGAUGCUACAGAACAAGUGA
Molecule: messenger RNA, 1467 nt
Organism: Dovyalis caffra
Lineage: Eukaryota; Viridiplantae; Streptophyta; Magnoliopsida; Malpighiales; Salicaceae
Source: the annotation of a GenBank genome assembly